Tetrahymena thermophila SB210 is the source of this 2868-nucleotide messenger RNA. Its product is annotated as WW domain protein. Gene Ontology annotation, molecular function: protein binding. NCBI's taxonomy places the organism in Eukaryota, Ciliophora, Oligohymenophorea, Hymenostomatida, Tetrahymenidae. The transcript has 8 exons. The record is from RefSeq and is a predicted model, not a curated record.
AUGAAUUAAAUUUAAUCUGAAAACAAAUAUGAAUCUAUUGUACUUGAGGAGGAGAUAGAAAACUAUGAACCUACUGAAGAAGAAAUAUUUGAAUAUGCCUCCUACCUAGGAAUGGAUCUUGAAAAUGAAAAAGAAUUACUUUGGAUCGCGCGAAAUGGAUUAAAAGCUCCUUUACCUUAAGGUUGGAAACCCUGCCAAACUUAAGAUGAGGAAAUUUACUAUUUCAAUUUUGAUACUGGUGAAAGUAGAUGGGAUCAUCCUUGCGAUGAAUAAUUUAGAAAAUUAUAUUUAGAAGAGAAAAAUAAAUUAUAUCAAAAAAGGGCUUAGACUACCUUUUAAUUAAAAGAUAUUGCAGCUGAACCAAUUACAGAGGAUGAUUUUGAAGAUGAAUUAGAAACAUGCGAAAGGAAGAAAGAUUACAGAAAGAGCUCUAGAGGAAUAAAUGGUACUCAAAGAAGCUCAAACGAAGGGGAAAAGGUCAAUAAAGAAUAGAUGAAAAAAUAAAAUGAAUAGGGUUAAAAUAACAGCUAACUUAUUGACAAUAAAAGUUAAAAAGAAAAUAAUUUGAAUAGCAGAAAUGAACAAUUUUUUUAGAGUGAUAAAAAAAAUCAAAAAAACCAAAAUAAUAUUCUAAAUGAAAGCAAACUUCACUUAACAAAAUCACCAGCUAAUUUGACUUCAUCUCUUUAUGCUUCGACUAUUGAAGAUCCUAGCUAGAUAUUUAGUAACAACUAGAGUAUUAAAUAAAAGAUAAAUAACUAAAAUGGAUAAAAAUAUUUUAAUAGUGUGAAAAAGCAAUUAGAAGAUGUGAAUGAAUCUAAAAGCAUUUUAUUUUAAAAUUAAGAUCUUGCAUAGGAGGAUUCAUAUAUAUAGUAAAAAUAGUUGUAGAUUGACUAAGAAAACAAGUUAAAAAUAAAUGAAAUUUAACAAUAAUUAGAAAAUGAUUUUGCUUAGUUUUAAAAAGAUCUUGAAAGAAAUUUUGAAUCAUAAAAACAAGAAAUUAUUAAAGUUUAUAGUGAUAGAAUAGCUGAUAAUAAGAUUAAAUAAGAUUAUUAAAAAUAAACUCAAAAAAAUAAGAUUAUUUAGGAGCUUGAGUAAUUCAAACACACAGAGAUUUUAAACUAACAAUAAUAGCUUUAAAAUAAUCUCUUACAUGUUAGAAAAAACUAUGAAGAAAACACAAAAAUAUUUGAAGAAGAAAUAGAGUAACUAUGUGUCUCUAAAUUAGAACAGCUUGAAUCUGAAAUCAAAGACUUAAAAUAGAUAAAAGAGGAUUAAGAAAAGGGGAUAUAAAAUAUUGAGAAAGAUCACUAGGAGAUAUUGAAAUAAUUGUCUGAGGAUUUUGAAAAGUAGAAAAUAGAGGUAAAUUAAAAGGUUGAAGACCAAAUAAAAAAAGCAAUAGAAAAGGAAUAAAAAAACUUCGAAAAAGACUUAGAAAGCUUUUAACUAAUAUGGGAACAAUAAUUCUAAAUAUAAGAAAUGUCACCUAUAGAAGAAGAAGCAUAUAGAUAAACAACUAAGAUUGAAUUUGAAAAAAAAUACAAAGAGUUUUAGAUUGAUCUUUUAAGAGAGCAAGAAAAUAAAAGGCAUCUUGUAUUUGAUAGAAUCAGGAAAGAAGAAAUAAUUAAUUUUGAGAAAAAUAAAAUGAAGAAAAAAAAUGAGUACGAGAUUAUUUUAGAAGAAAAAAGACUAGAAAUCUAGAAGCUUUUAGCCUCUUAAGAAAAUUUGUUUGAAAAAGAAGUUAGACAAUUAGAAAACAAAUAAAAGGAAAAGUUUGAAGAGUUUAGCAAUGUUCAAGUAAAAUAACUAGAAAAUCAAAUUUUAAACUUAGAGUAACAAAAAUAGUAACUUAUUGAACAAAUUUAAAAAGAAGAACCUGUUUUGACAGAUAUUUAAAACCUUGAUAUCUAACUUCAUUAGAUUAUUAAUAGCUUUUAAAACUCUAUUGAUGAGUUAAAUGAUAGGAAAAAUAAAUUGUAAGAAGAAAUAAUUAAGUAAAAUAAGACUUUUGAGGAUAUAUAAAAGUAAAAGUAAGAAUAGGAAUCUGUUUUAAAUGAAAUCAAUCUAUAAAUUUUGAAUUAAGAAAAUAUCAAUUAGCAAUUAGCUUUCUAAAUGAAUUUAUAAUAAAAGAAUUUAGAAGAUGAAAAAAAGGCAGAAGUGAAAUUGAGAUAAACUUUAGAGUAGUUUAGGUCAAAUAAUUAUUUUAGCUAAUAAAACAACUUAAAUUUAUUUGCAGAUGAGUAAAAUAGCUUUGGUUAUAAAAUCGAUGAGUCGAGUAUAAUUAAUAAUGAGGAUUUAUAAAAUAACACUGAAAUAGAUAGACUUCAAAAAGAAGUAGAAUAAUUAAAAAGCUUGAUUCAAAAAGAGGACAAUCCCUACAGAUCUGACUAAAAUUACUAUUCUAACAAAGAAAAUAAUGCUAUUGAUAACAUUUCUAAUUAAUAAGAAGCAAUUAGAAAAAGAAUGGAAAAGAGAAAUUAUCAUUAAAUUGAGAAUUAAAAUAUCAAUUAUGCAAACUAAUAUAAAACUAUUUAAAAUGAUAAAGAAUACUAUGAAUUAAUUUAAAAGAGAGAUUAACUUUUAAGGGACAGAAAGUAAUUUUUAUUUAUGCAGCAGUAAAAUCUGAAUUCGGGAUAAAUUCAAAACGAUCCUCUAACUAAAAAUAUCCUAAAUAUGAUGGAUUAGAAAAUAUAAAAAAUUAAUUUAAAAAUUAAACAGUAUGAAUAAGAAUUAAAAUAUAAUUAAAGAAAUAUUCAAAAAAUAAAAGGAACACAAUAUUCUUCAAAGAAGAAUUAUCACAAGCUCUCAAAUUAAGAAGAUUUAGAAGAGUAACAAAUAAACAUGGAAGGAUUUUCAAGGAUAAUGUGA